Penicillium macrosclerotiorum is the source of this 1986-nucleotide messenger RNA. RefSeq names its product Zn(II)2Cys6 transcription factor. The transcript is spliced from 3 exons. Gene Ontology annotation, biological process: DNA-templated transcription; regulation of DNA-templated transcription. Lineage: Eukaryota; Fungi; Ascomycota; Eurotiomycetes; Eurotiales; Aspergillaceae. Gene Ontology annotation, molecular function: DNA-binding transcription factor activity, RNA polymerase II-specific; zinc ion binding; DNA binding. Bases 1 to 1986 code for a protein of 661 amino acids. The record is from RefSeq and is a predicted model, not a curated record. Gene Ontology annotation, cellular component: nucleus.
AUGUCCUACCACCAAGUCAAAAGGCCACGCUUGGCGUUGAGCUGUCUUGUAUGCCGCCGUCGAAAGGUCAAAUGUGGCAAAGAACAGCCACGGUGUCAGAAUUGCGAGCGGAUGGGAGAGACUUGUGUCUAUAAUACAGGCAUUCGUGACCCACAAACAGGUCGAGUAUGUCACUCGACGGAGCAGAAAGAGGGCAAUACUACCACAGAGUUGAGCUUCAAUGGUCAAUUGGGAUACGAGGAGCCCAAUCAAGAGAACUCUUCUUCGAACCAGUAUAUCUCACAGGAAUCUAGUGUUUCUGUCCCUGUAGAUCAUAUCAGCUUUCAGCCAGGCUCUCGAGUUCGGCACAUUGGCAAAACAUUCUGGGGCUUUGUGAACGGCCAGGUAAGAAAGCUCUCUUAUACAUCAAUUCUGAAGAAGAGGCCUUCCGGCAUGCCUCCGCCGCAUAUUUCAUCGGUAUCUCUGGCAAAGACGAUGGGCCUCCUCCCCACUAAACCAGUGAGCGAUACCUUGGUUCGGUCAUUCUUCGUGAGCGUAUAUCCAAUCCAUCCUGUGCUAGAUAUAUCAACCUUUCAAUCCGACUAUGAUGCCUUUUGGGCGUGGUCUCGGGAAGGUAGCUUAGUCCCACCGCCGAAAUUAGUCGACGAUCCAACAUUCUUUUGUCUCCUUUUUGCGGUGUUCUAUGCAGGUGCUUUCGUUAUCCCAGCAGCGAUCUGGGAGAAGUAUCCACCCCCAUUGAACAAGCUUGACCGAAAUACAACUAUCGAGCAACAGAAAACUGCCUGCUCUACCAGUCUAGAUGCCUGUCAAGCCACCGAAUACCCAACGCUCAAUACUAUAGCAACAUCAAUCUUGGUACAGACACUCUCUAGUUCUCAGUCGACCCUUGGGCAUGGGCUCUUCGUGGCCACAACCAUUCGUCUUUCACAGAGCCUGGGUCUUCAUCGAGAAAUAGAAGCGGCAGAAUUUCAAUCCUCACACCACUAUCGACGACGUAUAUGGUGGCAUGUGCUAUGGCUAGACAUCCAAUCUAGUAUCGCUACCGGGCUGCCACCAUGUUACGAAAAUGAUAAACUAGCUGUGCUGCUCAUGGUCUCUGCCCCUCCAAAAAGAUCAGCUGUUAUGUUUUAUGCCAUUGGGCGGUACGAAACAGCGCGACUACAGAGCUCUAUCCUCAAAGAAUUUCAAAGUGCCUUCUCACCUAAUUCAAGUGGAGAGCAUAAAAUUCCUGUGGAUUCAAUAACAAGGCAUCUCGAUGCCAUUAAGUCUCUUCAUUCUAUCAUUGAUGGCCUCAUUACCAAAAUACCAGCAUAUGAUACAACAGAAGGACUAGUUCCCGCGUCAUGGACAAACGCUUCACCGCAAACCCAUCCAACUCUUUAUGAGGAUAAUUCAGACAAUCCAGGCAUUCUGGGUAUUUGGGUCAAAAGUAUGCUCUCUUUUAUCAAGCUAGAAGCAAUGCUUAUGUUGCAAAAACUGCUUCUGGGCCCUCCAGAAUCAACUUCAAGCCGGGCAUAUUGGCCAAGAACUAUCCAAUUAUGCCUCUAUUUCCUCCAGAGUUACUUACAGCUCUGCCGCACACCGGCCUUCGAACCUUAUGCCUGGUUCUUCUCGGACUAUUACGUCCCACGACAGUGCUCCCUCUUGGUCUUACUAUAUUUGAAUUACUACCCACAGCCCGAGCGUGUGCAAGAAGCACAGUACCUUGUCAAUGAAUUUAUAGAUUACGUCUGCACAAGGCAUGAACUUGUGCGUUUGGCGAAAGAGCAGCCUCAACCUCAACAGAGACCUGAUCUGCCCUCGGACAUCAAACUUCUUAUACGUCUCCGCGAGCAGCUGGAUUCAAGGCAGCGCAAUACUGAUAACCACAACCCCUAUUCUGUUCAAACCGAACAAGCCAACACUACCAUCCCAUCACCCGGCAUGGAAGAAAGUCCCGUGGCGGAGGUCUUCACUGCUUUUCAGAUUUGGCCAUCAAUUAUAUAA